AACAUCGGUUAAAUCCUGCGAUUGUGCACAAUGUCGUCGGACGCAGAUAUGAUUGACGGUGAUUAUGUCUUGUCGAUGAGUGUGAGUGUGAGCCAGACGACGCUCAAAAAUGGGCCCAAUGAUUCAGGAGAGCAGGCCGUUGUCCCACCCGAGUCCAAUCUAUCAUCCAAGGCAUCAACGGUGCUGCCACAGGAUUCUGCGCAGCCAGGCGAACAAUCGGACGAGCCAGAGGAGUCGACAGAGGAGUCUUUCGGUGAUAUAGAGCGAGAAGCAUCAGGGAUAUCGCUCAACGAGUGGGGCAAAGAGUCGGAGGAGAAUAUGACCACUGCGAGCAUGUCAUGCUCAUCCUUUUCCUCUUGCGAGUCGUACCAUACCAUUCGAAAGAUGAUCCUUCGGCGCGAUCCUCAUACUUCCAACAUGAGCUUGGACAGUGGUAGCAGUCUGCCGCAGAUCAACUCCUGCGACCAGUUGAUGCAUCAAAGAGAAUGUAGGGUAGUGGGUGGCAAGGACUCGUCUCACGACUCAAUGCUCGUGGUUAUGGAACCAAAACCAAACUUCACGCAUCACAGCUGCAUGGACAUCAGCGUCAAGGAGGGGGACAUAGGCAUGGAAGAGGUAUACCACAAGUUUGUUGCCUGGUUCAAGCGCCCCGAGAUCGAUGUGGCUUUCAAGGUAUUCAACGAAGUCGACCAGGAUGCCGACGGCUACAUUGCCCUCGCCGACCUGAAACGGGGUCUAGAAAAGCUCUCAGUGCCGCAGACACACCGGGAGGCCAAGAGCAUCAUGGCCCAAGUAGCUGGGCCACGCUGCAGUGCCGUGCACUUUAGCCAUUUCCUACUAAUAUACGCCUCACUCCUCAACCGCCUGCAGCUGGACAAGUGGCCCACCAGAGAUGCCGAAACCGAUCGCUUCAGCCGCGUGGACGAAGUGGAUGUCUCGCAGGUGGGCGUUCAUGGGGCCAGACGUUACUUCGAGGCCAAAAUAUCCCUCGAGGGGGAGCGCCUCAAGCCGCUCUCCUUGAUGUGCACCCAGCCUGUGGCACGACCUUCAUCCCUUUCCUCUGUAGCCACGAGUCGUGACAUGGGCGAUGGCACUGCUUCCGGCUUAAAAAAGCUCAAUGAAAAGAAGGAAUAAAAAUACUUUUUUUGUGACCUAUCAAAAUUACAAAUGUUGAAAAAUGUAUAGUGACCUUGUGUCUACCAACAACCUACCAUAUAAAUCGUCGAACAAAAAAA
Molecule: messenger RNA, 1235 nt
Organism: Drosophila persimilis
Lineage: Eukaryota; Metazoa; Arthropoda; Insecta; Diptera; Drosophilidae
Exons: 1
Coding region: 31-1134 (367 amino acids)
Molecular function (GO): calcium ion binding
Source: RefSeq, a predicted model, not a curated record